Messenger RNA from Chinchilla lanigera (long-tailed chinchilla), 1195 nucleotides. It is a transcript of the gene Drc12, whose product is annotated as coiled-coil domain containing 153. The record is from RefSeq and is a predicted model, not a curated record. The transcript has 6 exons. Bases 523 to 1122 code for a protein of 199 amino acids. NCBI's taxonomy places the organism in Eukaryota, Metazoa, Chordata, Mammalia, Rodentia, Chinchillidae.
CUUAUUUUCUCUAAAAGAGGGAUGCGGGGAGGGACUCCUGACAUAGAGCCAUCCUGCCCCUGACCCCAGCCCCGCCUGCGGUUCCCAGGAGACCAAGAGCUUCCGGAGAGUGUGAGACAGCUUCCAGACCGGAGUGUGACUCUCAUGAGACUCCUGGUUCUUUCCAGGGGUCAGGCAAGCAUCCCUGCGUCCAGCCCUACACACCAAGUCCUUCCUUCCCCAGGACAUGCCACCUAAGAGCAAAGAAAAAAGGAGAAAAACUGGCGCACAGAAGAAAAAACAGAGUCCGGGUGCCGGGGCUGAGCAGGGAGGACACACAGCGGUGACGUCAGCAGACUUUGUCAUCAGGGAUCAAUGGAUUGGUCCUCUGAUCUCAUGCAAGAGCAAGUCCAGGGGGUAAGACUGCCUGAGACCGUGGUAAACUAAGUCAAGCUUUACCAACUUGUCAGGACAGAUGUGGAGGCCGAGGCCAAGCACAGGCUGGUGUUUCUGGAGAAGGAGCUGCUCCAAGACCACUUGGCUAUGUGGAGGGAUGAGGCCCGCCGAGCCAAGGCUUCUGAAGACCAGCUGAAGCAGAGGUUGCAAGCACUGGCAGCUGAACUGGAAGGUGCCCGAAGCGAAGGGAAGGCCGUAUUUGCAGAGAUGAGCCGCCAGCGCCGGACCCUGCAGGAGGAGAUGGAGGCCCGCAGCAAGCAGCUGGAGGAGGAAGUGAGGUGCCUGCAGGAGCAGCUAGAAACCUGCCAGACGGAGGCUGAGGCUUCGAGGAAAGAAAAUGAGCGAGCCCUUCGAGAACGAGACCAAACGCUGGCUCAGCUUCGGGCCCAUGUGACAGACAUGGAAGCCAAGUACGAGGAAAUCUUAGAUCCUGGACCUGGUCCUGGCCAAGCUGAGAGCCAUCAAGCCUCAGUGGGACGAGGCUGCGCUGAGACUCCAUGCCAGGCACAAGGAGCUGCUGCACCAGUUUGGUCUCAACCCCCUGGAUCUUUGAGGCCACUGGCCUCUAAUUUCCAAGGCCCAGCAAUAAAGUAUCUUGACGUAGAACUCAGCAGGGCUGUGGGCUUGGCCUCUGGUGGGGAGGAGGCACGAUUCAGUUCUGAGUUGACCCAUUAUCCCAAAGGCUGAGUGACAGGAGAGAAACUGACAGAAACGGUAUCCCAUCCCUUCAGCCUAGGUCCUUGGUGAUUCCUUCAAACUA